GACCGCGCCUUAUCUACAUUAGUACUUUGUAGCCGCGCAAAAUACUGGCAGGGCACUCUGGGAAUUUGGCUCGAGAUAAACAUGGCGGGUGGCGGCCAGCUUUUCGUGGUUUGCCGAUCAAUCUUCAUCCUCUCGCUUCUUGUGGGUAAAAACUCAGCUGAUGGUGAUGCUGUUGAUGAAAAGUGCUUUGACGAAUCAUGUGGUAGGAAGUAUGAUCCAGGGGGACCACUUGUGCUGUGCAAUUACUUACCCAUGGACUUUCUGCAGUGUGAUCCCCCAGUUGAUUUUAAAGCAAAUGAAACAGCAAGAGAAGAAUCUGGUUAUGGAUGCACUAAACAUUCUCUUUCGUCUUGUCCUUUCGACAGAUAUUCGGGUCACCGUUUUGUGACCACCCUCCUGUACUCUGUUCUCUUAGGAUUUCUUGGAGUGGACCGCUUCUGUUUAGGACACACUGGUACAGCUGUAGGAAAACUCCUAACCCUUGGUGGUCUAGGUAUCUGGUGGAUCGUGGAUGUGAUUCUGCUGAUAACGGGAAAGCUUCUACCAGAAGAUGGAAGCAAUUGGGUGCCAUUCUAUUAAACAACAAAGCAACGACUGGAGUAGUGAGACGUUUUUGCCAGCUUCCUUACACAAACAGUUUCAUUCCUGCAUCAAAGGACUUAUGGUGAAACGCCAAUACAAGAACAGAAGGAGACCUACAUACGUCCAGUGUUAAGUAACUUGCACUGCCAAGCAAAGAUCAUUGUACAACUGUACAUCCCUGUGCAACUGUAUGUACAUCAUGUGGUGAAGGAAUAGCCCCGCUAUAGUCAUCUCGUACUAACUUACAGCAAACCCAGCGAUGUUCAGUACGUAAUUUAAGAGACUUCUCGUGAAAACGGAAGCAGUACCAACGCAGACAAUGCAGUUUUUGAAGUGUAAAUAAACCUUGUUAGUAUAUUAUAAAUAAAGUAUUUGUAAUGA
Molecule: messenger RNA, 963 nt
Organism: Orbicella faveolata
Lineage: Eukaryota; Metazoa; Cnidaria; Anthozoa; Scleractinia; Merulinidae
Product: TM2 domain-containing protein amaretto-like
Source: RefSeq, a predicted model, not a curated record